AUGCAAUCUAUGAGUAAGAGGCAAAUUGGCUGUUUUGUUGGCGCCAUCAAUGUCUUCUUGGUUGGCGAGAAGAUUGGUCGACGUAAAUGUCUUUUCAUCGGGGCCAUUCUCAUGGCCAUAGGUGCUAUCAUCCAGGCUACAGCUUUCCACGUUCCACAGAUGAUCGUUGGUCGGAUCGUUUGUGGCUGGGGCAACGGGUUUAACACCGCAACUACACCGCUAUGGGUGAGCGAGCUGAGCCCUGCUAAGUCUCGAGGUCGAAUGGUUGCUGCAGAGGGAAGCUUGAUCGCAUUUGGCAUCGUCAUCGCUUGCUACUUCAAUAUUGGCAUGUAUUAUGCUAAUGGGCCUGUGGUAUGGAGAACGCCCAUUGCAGCCCAGCUUAUCUUCAUCAUCGCCCAGGUUGCUCUGGUCAUGGUUCUACCCGAAUCACCCCGAUGGCUUUCUAAACAUGGGCGCCAUCAUGAGGCGAUUGAUAUCCUAGCACAGUUGAAGGGCCCCAAUACUCCUAUAAAUGACGUUGCGGUACUUAAGAAGAAGGCGGAGAUUGAUCAGGUCUUGUCCGUUGAGCAGGCUGAUGGUCCGAUGAGAGUGAAAGAAUAUAUAAGCAGCGGCCCUCUGAAAAUUCGUCGCCGGUAUAUACUCGCUAUUGGCAUCCAGGUCAUGCAACAGCUUAGUGGAAUCAACCUCCUGGCUGCGAUCCUCCAGAGCAACCCCACUGACUCACGAGUUAAAGCCUCACUUGCCUUCUUCUUCCUGUUUGAAGCUGUCUUCGCCAUUGGCUGGCUCCCUGUGCCAUGGCUGUAUCCUGCAGAGAUCAUGCCCUUGCGCCAUCGAACUCAGAGCGCAGCAAUUGCGACUGCUGCAGAUUGGAUCUUCAACUACAUGAUUGUGCAGAUCACGCCAAUCAUGAUUGGUGACAUUCGAUGGAAGUCAUAUCUCGUGUUUUUGCGCUGA
Messenger RNA from Parascedosporium putredinis, 954 nucleotides. The record is from the annotation of a GenBank genome assembly. NCBI's taxonomy places the organism in Eukaryota, Fungi, Ascomycota, Sordariomycetes, Microascales, Microascaceae.